Molecule: messenger RNA, 40050 nt
Organism: Podarcis lilfordi (Lilford's wall lizard)
Lineage: Eukaryota; Metazoa; Chordata; Lepidosauria; Squamata; Lacertidae
Source: the annotation of a GenBank genome assembly
AUGGAGGAGGAAGGCAAGAGGGGCAAAAAGGUGAGGCGGGGAGGGCGGGGGCGCCGGGGGGGAGAGGGGGCGGGGCCUGGGAGGAGGGCGGGGCCUGUGGGGAAGGGUGGGGGAGGGGCAGAUACACUGGGGGGGCAGGUGGGGGGCUGAUUCCCCCCAUGAGAAUUGGAGUUGGGAAUAUUCACACAACCUAUAAAAAUUGGGGUGGGUGGGGAUGUUUUAAAAGAUCAAUUUGAAGUCCUGCUGCCCCCCUUUUUUACCAGAAUAUCCCCCCCAUAAGAAUUGGAGUUGGGAAUAUUCACACAAUCCAUAGGGAUUGGGGGUUCAGAUGUUUUAAUUAAAUAGAACAAGAUCAAAUUGAAGUUCUGCUGCCCCCCUUUUUACCAGAAUACAUAAGAAUCCAUAAGAAUUGGAGUUGGGAAUAUUCACACAACCCAUAAAAAUUGGGGGUUCAGAUGUUUUAAUUAAAUAGAACAAGAUCAAAUUGAAGUCCUGUUAUCCCCACUUUUUCUUUUAAAAACCAGAUCACCCCAAGUAAGAAUUGGAGUUGGGGGUGCUUAGAGAUGCUUUAAUUAAAUAAAAGAAGAUCAAAUUGAAGUCCUGCUAUCCCCACUUUUUGUUUCUAAAACCAGAUCACCCCAAUAAGAAUUGGAGUUGGGGGUUAUCACACAACCUAUAAAAAUUGGGGGGUGGGGAGGCUUUAAUUAAAUAAAACAAGAUCAAAUUGAAAGUUCUGCUGCCCCGCUUUUUUACCAGAAUACCUUCCCAUAAGAACUGGAGUUGGGGGAGUCUUCACACAACCCAUAAGAAUUGUGGGGUGCAGAUGUUUUCAUUAAAUAAAACAAGAUCAAAUUGAAGUCCUGCUGCCCCCCUUUUUUACCAGAACACCCCCCAUAAGAAUUGGAGUGGGGGGUGUUCACACAACCCAUAAAAAUUGCAGUUGUUUUAAUUACAUAAAGCAAGAUCAAAUUGAAGUCCUGUUAUCCCCACUUUUAAAACCAGAUCACCCCGAAUAAGAAUUGGAGUUGGGGGUGUUCACACAACCCAUAAAAAUUGCGGGGUGCGGAUGUUUUAAUUAAAUAGAAUAAGAUCAAACUGAAGUCCUGUUAUCCCCACUUUUUCUUUUAAAAACCAGAUCACCCCAAAUAAGAAUUGGAGUUGGGUUGUUGCACAGCUCAUAAGAACUUGCCAGGUGUGUGUGUGGGGGAGAGAUUUUUCUUUUUUUUUAUGAAAUAAAACAUGAUCGAUUUGCAGUCCUGCUCUUGUUUUUCUCUCUCUCUCCUCAAUUUCAUCAGAGGUAAAUCCUCAGAAUUUUCCUCUUCCUCUCCCCACACCUCGCAUUUCACGUAUGCCAAUAAUAAAGAAGGUCUUGGUUGGUAUCUUUAAAACGUUUACAUCAUAUCAAGUUUAAUGUUUUUCUACUCCCUGCUCCCCCUCCCAAUUUCCAAAUAGUUCUACAUUUGCAGGACUCCUUUCCACCCCACCCACUUCAAAUAUUUCACAGCUGGCAAUAAUUGGACAGGGGGAAUAUUAUGUUUGAAAUAUUUAGAUGAUACGAAUCGUGAUAUCCUCCUGCUCCUUGUCCCGUUCCCCCAAUUACCAGAGAGUUUUACAUUUGCAGUCUUCCUUUCCAUCCCACCCUCUCUCAGUAUUUCAUGGGUGGCAAGUAUUGGGGUAGAGGGAGUAUUGUCAAACCCAAAAGGCUUCCAUUAGGCACCUUGUGAAAUCUUUCCCUUGGGGGAGGUCUUGUGAUUCUGCUGUCACCAGGUAAUAUUUGGCAGUGGAGGGGGGAAAGAUCUGUGCCGGACCAGCCUCAUCCGUUGUUGAAUACAGUAUUUUUCGCUCCAUAGGGCGCACUUAGUUUUUAGAGGGGGGGGGAAUAAAGAAAAAAAAUUAUCCCCCCCCAGCCCCAAAGAGCAAAGAAGCCAAGACAGCGAGCAGGAUCCAUCCCGCUGGCUGUCUUGGCUUCCUCUUUAGUCAUGCGCAACCUCUCCACCCGGGAGAUAGCUGCCUGAAGCCUGGAGAGUGAGACGGGUUGGUGUGCACCGACCCCUCUCGCUCUCCAGGCUUCAGCGAAAGCCUGCUUUCGCUCCAUAGGACGCACACACAUUUCCCCUUCAUUUUUGGAGGGGAAAAAGUGUGUCCUAUAGAGCGAAAAAUACGGUAUUUUGUUUUUGCUUGCUGUGUGAUGAAUUCCUUUGCUCCUCAGCAGCCUGCUCUGUACUAACGUAUUCAAUGAGUUAAGGACUUAAGGAGAGAGCUCAUAGUUUCUGGAUCAUACUGAAGGUCUGCCUAGUCCUGGGUCAGCAAACGUUUUCAGCAGGGGGCCGGUCCACUGUCCCUCCGACCUUGUGGGAGGCCGGACUAUAUUUGGGGGGGGGGAUGAACGGAUUCCUAUGCCCCACAAAUAACCCAGAGAUGCAUUUUAAAUAAAAGGGCACAAUCAUGUAAAAACAUGCUGAUUCCCGGACCGACCACGAGCCGGAUUGAGAAGGCAAUUGGGCCGGAUCUGGCCCCCGGGCCUUAGUUUGCCUACCCAUGGCCUCAUCCCACAAGGCUUAAUCAGUUCGCUGUAGGAAGCUCAUAAUCAGGACAUAAGGGCUUCUCUUUUUGUUGUUCCCCGGUGACUGGUCUUUAGAGACCUAUCGCCUCUGAAUAUACAUUUAGGACACUGCCGUUGUGACUGGUACUGUUCUCCAUUAAUUUAUCUAAUCCCAUUUAAAAGCUGUUCAGUCUGGUGGCUGUCACCGCUCCUUGUGGAAGCAAAUUCCAUAGCCGAAGGUAUGUGACUGCGAAGAAGUCUUUAGUCUUUCCAGUGUCUCCCAACGCUCAGUUUCUAGAAUUAUAUUCAUCACAGAUGCGUCAAUCUGACCCUCAGAUCUCUUUUGUUGCCGUUUCCUUCAUCCUUUUCAACUCGGCAAUAUAUUUUUAUUUUGAAGGCUGGUGUCCUGAACUGUACACAAUAUUUCUGGUGCAAUUGCAUCACAGAGUUAUAUAAAAGCCCAAAGAUUUUGACGCUUUGGCUUUCAGUCCCUUUCCUAAUGAUCCCUGGCACAAAGUUCAUCCACUUUCACAGCUAGAUGACGUUUUCAUUGCGCUAUCCUCAGAAAUCAGCCACUGCCAGCUCGGACCCCACAGGAAGUGAGGAUUUAUGUAUCGUAUUUUUCGCUCUAUAAGAAGCACCAGACCACAAGACGCACCUAGUUUUUGGAGGAGGAAAACAAGAAAAAAAAUAUUCUGAAUCUCAGAAGCCAGAACAGCAAGAAGGAUCGCUGCGCAGUGAAAGCAGCAAUCCCUCUUGCUGUUCUGGCUUCUGGGAUAGCUGCGCAGCCUGCAUUCGCUCCAUACGACGCACACCCAUUUCCCCUUACUUUUUAGGAGGGAAAAGGUGAGUCUUAUAGAACAAAAAAUACGGUAUUUAUUUGUCCUAAUAUGCAUCAGUCUGCACCUGCUUGCAGAGAACCACAUUUGCUAUUUUCUUGCUUAGUCACUCGUUUUCAGAAAGAUUCUUUUAGAGCUCUUCAUCACACUAUUUUUUUUUUCCUAUCCCAAAUAAUCCUGUGCCUUCAGCUAACUUGGCCACCUGACCCCUGAACCCUAGGUCACUUAAGAACAAGUUGUGUUAGUCAACCCCUCUGGAAAACUUAAUGGGAAGCGUAGUCUCGGAAUAGAAUUACCGUAUUUUUUGCUCUAUAAGACUCACUUUUUCCCUCUUAAAAAGUAAGGGGAAAUGUGUGUGCGUCUUAUGGAGCGGAUGCAGGCUGCACAGCUAUCCCAGAAGCCAGAACAGCAAGAGGGAUUGCUGCUUUUGAAAGCAGCGAAAGCAGCGAUCCCUCUUGCUGUUCUGGCUUCUGAGAUUCAGAAUAUUUUUUUCUUGUUUUCCUCCUCCAAAAACUAGGUGCGUCUUAUGGUCCGGUGCUUCUUACAGAGCGAAAAAUAUGGUACUGGUUGUGUUUGAGCCGUGUGCUGUGCCUCUAUCUCUCUAUUUGCCUUGGAGUAAAUUCCAUCUGGUACUCGAAUCGGGCUGACUUCUGGGGAUUCAGCAACAUUUUUGCUCUGGCCUGGCAAGUACAGGUGCAUGAGAUAUGUCUGUGUGUCCCAUUUAUGUGCACUAUGGUCAAGAAAGGCUCUUGCUUUCUUGUUCAGAGGUCCUCAGCAUGUUUCUGAAUUUAGUGAAUUUAGGAUUAAUUUUUACUUUUUGACUUGUGAAGACCGGGGGCGGGGGUCGAGGGAAGAGAGCACACUCUCCAAGCUCCUCUGUCCAGCUUGUGGGCCUCUCCCAAACCCAUGACCCAUUUUACCCAGCCCCAACUCAUGUCUUGCACCUUUUGCCCACCUGGAAUGUGUCCUUGACAAAGCCUUUUGCCUGCUUAUAUGGAGAGGGAUGUGCACACGGGGCUAGACAGAGGCCAGCAAACUUUUUCAGCAGGGGGCCGGUCCACUGUCCCUCAGACCUUGGGGGGGGCAGACUAUAUUUUUUGGGGUUGCAAAUGAACGAAUUCCUAUGCCCCACAAAUAACCCAGAGAUGCAUUUUAAAUAAAAGGACACAUUCGAAUGUGUCCCGCAAGGCAGCAGGUACAGAUUGCUUCCCAGGGUUUCCUCCCAAAGCCUUUAUAAUAAUAAUAAUAAUAAUAAUAAUAAUAAUAAAGGAUAAAGGUACCCCUGCCCGUACGGGCCAGUCGUGUCCAACUCUAGGGUUGUGCGCCCAUCUCACUUAAGAGGCUGGGGGCCAGCGCUGUCUGGAGACACUUCCGGGUCACGUGGCCAGCGUGAGGAAGCUGCUCUGGCGAGCCAGCACCAGCGCAGCACACGGAAACGCCAUUUACCUUCCCGCUAUAAAGCGGUACCUAUUUAUCUACUUGCACUUAGGGGUGCUUUCGAACUGCUAGGUGGGCAGGAGCUGGGACCGAAAGAUGGGAGCUCACCCCGCCGCGGGGAUUCGAACCGCCAACCAUACGAUCGGCAAGUCCUAGGCACUGAGGUUUUACCCACAGCGCCACCCGCAUCCCCAAUAAUAAUAAUAGUUUAUUAUUUAUACCCUGCCCAUCUGGCUGGGCUUCCCCAGCCACUCUGGGCGGUUUCCAACAAAAGAUUAAAAUACCAUAAUACAUCAACAUUAAAAGCUUCCCUAAACAGGGAGCGGAUGUCUUCUAAAAGUCUGGUAGUUGUUGUUCUCUUUGACAUCUGGUGGGAGGGUGUUCCACAGGGCGGGUGCCACCACCGAGAAGGCCCUCUGCCUGGUUCCCUGUAACCUCACUUCUCACAGGGAGGGAACCGCCAAAAGGCCCUCGAAGCUGGAUCUCAGUGUCUGGGCUGAACGAUGGGGGUGGAGACGCUCCUUCAGAUAUACUGGACUGAGGCCGUUUAGGGCUUGAAAGGUCAGCACCAACACUUUGAAUUGUGCUCGGAAAUGUACUGGGAGCCAAUGUAGGUCUUUCAAGACCGGUGUUAUGUGGUCUUGGCGGCCUUUCUGACAAAUGAGUAUAUCCGCGAGGCAGUGGUGGUUUAGGAUCAGAGUUUUCCUUCUCCUACCUUCCCAGGUGAACCCCACGGUGAGCCUAUUUGGACAUGAGAGGUGUUGAACUACCUGGCUUUUUAAAAGACCUCUUGGGGGGUGAGUGGAUUUCAGGCAGUUAGCAGUUUUAGUUUCAAACAAAGCAAACCAUACCCACCCUGCUCCAAAAAAUAAAAAUCCCGCAAAGUACCAAGGCAUUUUAUUUUUUUUGUCUGGUUGAUUACAUGGGGAUGAAGGAGGCAGCUCUGACAGCUCACCUCGGGCACUUGAAGGAAAUGGAAUAGGUGGGUGGAGAUCUACAGUACAUGCAAAAGGAAGCUGAAAUAGCGAGGGAGCCAGAAUGAAGCAAAGCAAAUGGGCCAGCAGAAUGCAGAAAAUUCAGCCUGGGGUUUGGGAGGGCUUGAAAUGAGAGCAGCCCCUCUAGUCUCAGCAGUUGUUGGUGUAUUCAAUUGAGUGUUCUAAAUCUGUACCGCUGAGCGAGGGACUUUCCUGCCCCCUCCACGAGAGAACCCCCAUAAUCCUUAAGAAUCUGGAGGAAUACCAUCCUCUGGCUUCUAAUUUCCGUGGCCCAGCUGAGCCCCUAUCUCAGGGGUCAGCAAACUUUUUCAGCAGGGGGCCAGUCCACCAUCCCUCAGACUUCGUGGGGGGUUGGACUAUACUUUGGGGAAAAAAUAUGAAUGAAUUCCUAUGUCCCACAAAUAACCCAGAGAUGCAUUUUAAAUAAAAGGACACAUUCUACUCAUGUAAAAGCACGCCGAUUCCCGGACCGUCCGUGGGCUGGAUUUAGAAGGCGAUUGGGUCGGAUCCGACCCCCGGGCCUUAGCUGGGAGAGGGCUAUUGAGGCUCUGCUUUGCCUCUAUGGCUGGAAGCAGCAAUGCUUCUGGAUCCCAGUUGCUGGAAACCUCAGAAGGGGAGAAUGAUGCUCUUGUGCUCAGGUCUCGCUUGUCAGUUUGUUCCACAGGCAUCUGGUUGGCCACUGUGGAACAGGGAGCUGGUCUGGAUGGGCCGGGCUCUCCUGGUGCGAUGUGUGCAAUUGAAUGGCAAACGUCAUGGUUGGUUUGGUGGGUUUUGACAGAGGGAGCUGGGCUGGGGGAACGGAUUCCUGGCAGAGUACAUGUAAAGGUUUGAAGAAUUUGGAAGAAACCACAUAGGGGCAUCAGCUGGAAUCUUACAAACGAGUGACACGGCAGCUAAAAAAGCCAAUGCAAUUCUGGGCUGCAUCCAUAGGAGUAUAGCAUCUAGAUCAAGGGAAGUAAUAGUGCCACUGUAUUCUGCUCUGGUCAGACCUCACCUGGAGCACUGUGUCCAGUUCUGGGCACCACAGUUCAAGAAGGACACUGACAAACUGGAACGUGUCCAGAGGAGGGCAACCAAAAUGGUCAAAGGCCUGGAAACGAUGCCUUAUGAGGAACGGCUAAGGGAGCUGGGCAUGUUUAGCCUGGAGAAGAGGAGGUUAAGGGGUGAUAUGAUAGCCAUGUUCAAAUAUAUAAAAGGAUGUCACAUAGAGGAGGGAGAAAGGUUGUUUUCUGCUGCUCCAGAGAAGCGGACACGGAGCAAUGGAUCCAAACUACAAGAAAGAAGAUUCCACCUAAACAUUAGGAAGAACUUCCUGACAGUAAGAGCUGUUUGACAGUGGAAUUUGCUGCCAAGGAGUGUGGUGGAGUCUCCUUCUUUGGAGGUCUUUAAGCAGAGGCUUGACAACCAUAUGUCAGGAGUGCUCUGAUGGUGUUUCCUGCUUGGCGGGGGGUUGGACUCGAUGGCCCUUGUGGUCUCUUCCAACUCUAUGAUUCUAUGAUUCUAUGAGUGUUUUGAUGGCCCAAGCUCUUUAUUUCUAUAGGAUUGAAAUCCACAAGUUGAUGAUGUUGUUGUUGUUAAAAAUUUCUAUACCGCCCUUCAUUCAAGGACCAUAGGAUAGUUUACAAUAGAAAAAAACCCCCAAAAUAUAUAACGUAAAGGUAAAGGGACCCCUAACCAUUAGGUCCAGUCGUGACCGACUCUGGGGUUGCGGCGCUCAUCUCGCUUUACUGGCCGAGGGAGCUGGCGUACAGCUUCCGGGUCAUGUGGCCAGCAUGACUAAGCCGCUUCUGGCAAACCAGAGCAGCGCACAGAAAUGCCGUUUACCUUCCCGCCGGAGCGGUACCUAUUGAUCUACUUGCACUUUGACGUGCUUUUGAACUGCUAGGUUGGCAGGAGCAGGGACCGAGCAACGGGAGCUCACCCCGUCGCGGGGAUUCAAGUUGUCAACCUUCCGAUUGGCAAGCCCUAGGCUCUGUGGUUUAACCCACAGCACCACCCAUGUCCCUAAAAUAUGUAUAUAACAUAGGAACGAACAAAAACAAUUACCCACCACCGCCAUGCACAGAUUGUUCAGUUAGCCAAAGACCUGAUAGACAAGAUAGAAAGGAGAUAAACCUUUCCUGGAUGUCAAAGUAUGAGACUGGCUCAGCAAUUUGUGUCGUCAGCCUGAUGUAAGGCCGGGCAUUCUUCUCUUGGCAUGUGAUUCCUGGACUGGAAAACCCCUUGAUUCCUGCCCCUGGGUAUUCAAGUGAUGUUCCAGUGUGGCCGCAAGACUGGUGCGUUCAGAUCUCCUAAAAGUCACUCCUUCCAGGGCUGGGUCGAGCUGAUGGUAGCUUUUGGCUUUCCGCCCUUCCUCUGUGCUUCCUGUUCAACUGCGGUGUGGUUAGAUAGGGACUUUAUGGAGGGAAUUGGUGCAUUUUCCUCCAGAAGGUGGUUGCAAUUUUCCCGUUGUCCUGAAAUUUUUUUUUCUUGGGGAGGCUGGCCUGCUGUGACUGUGUGUAUUUCUGGGGUUCAUGUUUGUGAGUACACAACCAAACUGAUUCGCAAAGGAACUGGCAUGGGAGCGGUUUAUCUGACCCAGGAUUUUCUCAGAAAGAAUGCUGUAUAAUGUUAAAUGGAAAUUGUUUAGAGGGCAUUUAUUACACAUGAAUGAAACGCCAUGAAAGGAUGGCAAUGGCCUAGGUUUCAGCCUGACUUGCUCACAAAUGUUCUUUGGGCCCCUUCCCAAGAGUCGUGUUCUAAUUAAUAUUUGAAGCUAAUUUUAGUUCAGUUUUAAUUCUGGAAGAGAAAUUGGGCCCUGAAUCUUUUUUUUUUAGUGGGUGGAAGAGAACAACUUGCUUAUAAAACAUCUCGUACGGAGAUGGCCGUAGAACUAAUUACUGACUCUGAAUGUUUAAAGUCCUUUAUCACCCCCCCCAGUAGUGAUGUAGUGAUGUAUGGAAUUGAGAGCUGGACCAUAAAGAAGGCUGAUCGCCGAAGAAUGGGUGCUUUUGAAUUCUGGUGCUGGAGGAGACUCUUGAGAGUCCCAUGGACUGCAAGAAGAUCAAAUGUAUCCAUUCUGAAGGAAAUCAGCCCUGAGUGCUCACUGGAAGGACAGAUCCUGAAGCUGAGGCUCCAAGACUUUGGCCACCUCACGAGAAGAGAAGACUCGCUGGAAAAGACCCUGAUGUUGGGAAAGAUGGAGGGCACAAGGAGAAGGGGACGGCAGAGGACGAGAUGGUGGGACAGUGUUCUGGAAGCUACCAGCAUGAGUUUGACCAAACUGCGGGAGGCAGUGGAAGACAGGAGUGCCUGGCGUGCUCUGGUCCAGGGGGUCACGAAGAGGCGGAUACGACUAAACGACUAAACAACAACAACAUCACCCCCCACCCCAAUGCUGGGCUGCUGUAUUUCACAAGCACAAUAAAUAGAAUAGCAGUUAGAGUGUGACGGGUCACUGCCUCUCAGCUUAACCUACCUCACAGGGUGGUUGGGGGUAUUAAAUGAAGAAGGGGAGAACCACAAACUCCACCUUGAGCUUACUUGGUGAAAGAGACAGGCGUGGUGACCUUAUCUCAUUUCCUCCAGCGGAAUAUCUGCCCUUGCCUUGAGGGCCUGUGCAUCUGGAUCAAAGAUGAUUCUUCACCCCCCUUUAUCCACCUUGAUAAAACACUGUGAGUUCCAGUCGUGGUUAGAGCAAGCCAGAUGUAGGGAGAGCCAGGUUCUGCCACAGAAUUCCUGAGGACCUUGGGCCUGUCUCCGUCUCUCGGCCUAGCCUACCUCUCAGGCUUUUUGUAAGGAUUGGAAAAGGGAGCAGGAGAGAACUCUGGUAGGGCUGCUUUGAGCUCUGUGUUCGAAAGGCGGCAUAAUGAAGUGUCAGAAAGGCGGCAUAAUGACAACAACAACAGGUAAAGGCCAACUCUGGGGUUGCGGCGCUCAUCUCGCUUUCUUGGCCGAGGGAGCCGGCGUGCAGCUUCCGGGUCAUGUGGCCAGCAUGACUAAGCCACUUCUGGCGAACCAGAGCAGCGCACGGAAACGCCGUUUACCUUCCUGCCAGAGUGGUACCUCUUUAUCUACUUGCACUUUGACGUGCUUUCGAACUGCUAGGUUGGCAGGAGCAGGGACCGAGCAACGGGAGCUCACCCCGUCGCGGGGAUUCGAACCGCCAACCUUCUGAUCGGCAAGUCCAAGGUCUGUGGUUUAACCCACAGCACCACCCGCGUCCAUAAUAAUAAUAAUAAUAAAUUUAUUAUUUAUACGCCGCCCCAUCUGGCUGGGUUUCCCCAGCCGCUCUGGGCGGCUCCCAGCAUAAUAUUAAAAACAGAAUAAAAUAUCAAACAUUAAAAGAUUCCCUAAACAGAACUGCAUUCAGAUGUCUUCUAAAAGUCAGAUAGUUGUUUAUUUCCUUGACAUCUGAUUGGAGGGCGUUCCACAGGGCGGGUGCCACCACCGAGAAGGCCCUCUACUGGUUCCCUGUAACCUCACUUCUCGCAGGGAGGGAACCGUCAGAAGGCCCUCGGAGCUGGACCUCAGUGUCCGGGCAGAACGAUGGGGGUGGAGACGCUCCUUCAGGGAUACUGGGCUGGGACCGCUUAGGGCUUUAAAGGUCAGCACCAACACUUUGGAUUGUACUCGGAAACGUAAAUAAAGAGAACUGAACUGCCAAUGACACGGAUCCCAAAGCGCUUCAAGUCUCGCCUUCUCGGGAGAGCCUCCUCCCAAGUAUACAUGAAAUCACCGCUCUCUGCUCCUUGUUUAAAAAAGCAACGUUCUCUUGGAUCGUGCUUACAGGGCGAGAUUGAGAACCAAAACAUGUGUUUCUCUGUGUAUACACUCACUCGCUUCAUUCCAGGAUCCUCAUUGCAGGAGGCGCCAGCCUCUGAGCUCAUCCCCAUUUAACUGCACAUGAAAGCUUGGCAUCCCGUCCGCUCCCCACCCUCCCGCCUGGGACAUAACUGUGGGAAAUGAGCUAUUUUUAGUGGAGCCUUUCCCACCGCAGAAAUCUGCAGCCACCACGAUUUCAGAAGGCAGAGCCGCCCCAGACACUUCGCUUAGUGACGGUGCAGACAAAGUAAUUCUAAACAGGCCGGCAGCUUUACUCGUAGGACGACAGUCAUUUGGGCCCUAGGCGCAGUUCAGUUCCAGGACCUUUUAAGUCGCGCUUUGGACAUGUUUUUAAUCUUCUGUGCUCGGCUGAGUUUUGUGGCCUCGCAGGCGCUUAAUUCCAGUUCUUUGUUUUCUGUAUGUCCUGUAGCAUCUUGCAGGCCACCAAACCUUGUCCUUCCAAAUUACCGUAUUGGCCCAAAUAUAAGCCACACCCAAAUAUAAGCCACACCUUUAAAAUUCAUAGGGGUCGGGGAGGAAAAAAGACCAUACGGAACAUAAGCCGCUCUCUUAAAAUUCCUCAGGCCCUCGCACCCAUUCCGUUUUGCCGUAUGUCUGUUUCAGCAGCAAUAUCGCAAAAGCCGAUUUUUGUAAGGUUGCGAAUUUAAGCUGCACUUUAAGUUUUCAUGGUUGGAAUUUUUUGGGGGGUGGGGAGUGAGGCUUAUAUUCAGGCCAAUACGGUACUUUGCUGUAGGUGAUGCAGCAAGGUGAUGCAGAGAUCACAUGGACAGCGGAGACAAGCAAGUUGGUAUGUUUUGAGUGUGGAACAAUAGGGAGAUUCCUUUAUUCCAGCGGAUCUCAACCUGUGGGUCCCCAGAUGCUGUUGGACUGCAACUCCCAUCAUCCCUGAGCUCUGUACUUGCUAGCUAGGGGUGAUGGGAGUUGUAGUUCAACAACAUCUGGAGACCCACAGCUUGAGAAAGGCUGCUUUAUUAGGACAGUUGGACACCAACUGCCAGAACAAGGUAAUAAGGUAAUAACCUCCAUCGUUCUACCCGGACACUGAGGUCCAGCGCCAAGGGCCUUCCGGUGGUUCCCUCACUGCUAGAAGCCAAGUUACAGGGAACCAGGCAGAGGGCCUUCUCGGUAGUGGCACCCGCCCUGUGGAACGCCCUCCCACCAGAUGUCAAAGAGAACAACAACUACCAGACUUUUAGAAGACAUCUGAAGGCAGCCCUGUUUAGGGAAGCUUUUAAUGUUUGGUGUAUUACGGUAUUUUAAUAUUUUAAAAUACCAGAUGGGCGGGGUAUAAAUAAUAAAUUAUUAUUAUUAUUAUUAUUAUUAUUAUUAUUAUUCCUUUCAGAUGUUUGCUGCCUUAACGCAAAUUGUAUUGUUAACCUCUCGGCCCAGCCAUCGUCAGCCCAGUGCAGUAUAGCUGUUCUGUAUUAAAAUUCCCUUCAGUCCAGAGCAGCUGGGCAUCACCAGGUUGACGAAGGCUCCAGGCAACACGGUUUGUUUCCCAAAGAACCUCCACCGUUCUGGCUUUGACUCGGAGGCAGUUCUGGCAGAAAAUUGGGCAGCUGGGCCAUGUUCCUGCAAUUCUGGAACUUUUUUUCUUUCUGCAGUCCAAAAAGUGAUGCUCCCUUCCGGAUUAGUCUUGCCUGGGCAACAGCUGGAUUUGAUGAAAGGGCAGCACAUGGCUUUCAAUGGCCAUUUGCCGUAUCCAGUUGCAGCUGCCUCCUUUUUAUUUUUGCUCCCAAAUGUGCAGAAAUAGGUGGAUAAAAAUAUACCCAUAACCAGGCGCUUAAUCCAGAAUGGCUGCAAUGGGGCGUGACUGUUGUUGGCUGACACAGCUUCCCCCUCUCUGCCAUCCUACAAACACAAUUGUUGCAUGGUGCAGCAACGGUAAGGUGUGACUGGCCUUCCUGUGCUGAUCUUCUUCAUCCUCAAAACAGGCAGCCUGUUGCUUUCCUUUUUAAUGUUAGGACGGUUUGUGGAGUGGCACGACCAGAGCAUCUUAAGGUCCAUAAAUAGCAACACCCUAGAGGUCCCGGGUCCUAAGGAAGUCAGAUUAGCCUCAACCAGAGCCAGGGCCUUUUCAACACUGGCUCCGGCCUGGUGGAACGCUCUGUCUCAUGAGACCAGGGCCCUGCGGGAUCUUAUUUCUUUCCGCAGGGCCUGUAAGACAGAGUUGUUCCGCCUGGCCUUUGGCUUGGAAUCAAUUUGAUUCCCUCCCCCUCUUUCUUUUUUCCUUUCUCCUUCUGUGAUGGAACUCCUUCUUGGGGACUUCCCUGGCUUUUUUCUGGCCCAUGUAGGACCAGUCUGGAAAGUUAGCCUUGGUGAAGACUUGACGUUUUCAUCCCCAAAAAAGUUUUUGAUUGAGUUUCCAUUGAAAAGAGGCUGCGUUUUAAUGUUUUAAUGUUGUAUUUUAAAUUUGUUUUUUAAGCUGUAUUCUAAUAAAUUGUAUUUAUAUUUGGUGUUAGCUGCCCUGAGCCUGGUCUCGGCUGGGGAGCGCGGGGUAUAAAUAAAAAUUGAUUAUUAUUAUUAUUAUCUCUCAAGCUCUGGUGCCAAGAUGUGUGGGAUAGCAUGGGAACCCUGGGUCAAGCGAGAGUGAUUUGGGCAUGUCUGAAUGGCACAGCAGGAAGGACGAUCUAAAAGGCCGCCAUCUUGUUCUGGCUCCUUGGCUGUCCGCUUUAUGGCUUAAACUGGACAACUUGAGAUUUUCUUUUCCAAUAAAACAGUCAAAGGACAUAGCAUGGCCUUCUCCAGCCUGGCUCCCUCUAGGUCAGGCAUCCCCAACCUGUGGCCCUCCAGAUGUUUUGGGACUACAACUCCCCUGAUCCCUAGCUAACAGGACCAGUGGUCAGGGAUGAUGGGAAUUGUAGUCGAAAACAUCUGGAGGGCUGAAGGUUGGGGAUGCUUCUCUAGGUCCUGGUAGGUAGGGAUGAUGGGAGUUGUAGUCCAACAACAGCUGGAGGGCCAAGGUUGGGAAACCCUGCUCUGUGUUUUUUUGGACUACAACUCCCAUCAGCCUUAGCAAGCUCAGCUGUAUGAUACUGGGGGUUAUAAUGCAAAACACCUGGAUGUGGGGGCAGGAGGCUGAUUUGGGAGAGCUGCCUGGAUCACCCAGUUUCUCAAUUUAUCACCCAUGAAUUCUUAUUAGGAAGCAAGCUCCCUCUGUUGUUGUUUAGUCGUGUCCGACUCUUCGUGACCCCCUGGACCAGAGCACGCCAGGCACUCCUGUCUCCCACUGCCUCCCGCAGUUUGGUCAAACUCAUGCUGGUAGCUUCGAGAACACUAUCCAACCAUCUCAUCCUCUGUCGAUCCCCUUCUCCUUGUGCCCUCCAUCUUUCCCAACAUCAGGGUCUUUUCCAGGGAGUCUUCUCUUCUCAUGAGGUAGCCAAAGUAUUGGAGCCUCAGCUUCAGGAUCUGUCCUUCCAGUGAGCACUCAGGGCUGAUUUCCUUCAGAAUGGAGAGGUUUGAUCUCCUUGCAGUCCAUGGGACUCUCAAGAGUCUCCUCCAGCACCAGAAUUCAAAAGCAUCCAUUCUCCGGCGAUCAGCCUUCUUUAUGGUCCAGCUCUCACUUCCAUACAUCACUACUGGGAAAACCAGAGCUUUAACUAUACGGACCUUUGUUGGCAAGGUGAUGUCUCUGUAGAUUUGCUCAGGGGAUCAUGCAGUAGGUCUUGAAGAGAAGGCAUGAGGCGCAGGCCUGGGAAGUAGGAACAGCUCUGCAUCUGCUGAGUGUUCCUGAUCCACAUUUCCUCUGAGUGGAUUACUGCAGAGAUGGCUUAAAAGCCAUGCCUUUGUACUCCCAAACCAUAAAGAAAUCCUCUGCGGACAAGCUUACAGCUGAGCCUGAUGGCAUAUGUCUUCUCAAUAGCCCUGCAUGGGUCUUAAAAUUAAUUUAGCAAUUCCCCAAGUGCCCUUGGCUUAAGCGCGGAAAUCUGCUCUGCAGCAGUCGAUGGGUAAAUGAGGCCUGUUAGAGAGCAGGGGGGCGGUUCCUGAGCCUCCUGCCAGAGUGGGCGGGGCUCUUUCCAAAAGUAGGGGCAUGGCAGCAAGCCCCACCCACCUGGGUUGCAAUACAAGGGGAGCGGUGAGGAAUUUGGGCGCUCCCCCUCAUCUUCAGAACAAUAGUGUGGCAUUGGCUUGCAAUGCAUAUCUCUCAGAAUUUUAACUGAAAUUUGCUCCGGAAGUCUUCUUGGAACCACGCAACAUAGUUCAUGCAAGGACCGUAAUAUCUCUAUUCCAUGUUGUGUGCUGCCAGACCUCUUUCCCUCCGCAGAAAGACCUCUUUCCCUCCUUUUCCAUUGCUUGUCACCAGAUAUAUAUAUAUAUAUUAUUAUAAACAGCGCCUUAACCCAGAUGGCUGACACCUGCUUCUUUGACAACUCACCGCAGAUGGAUGGAGCAGAUAAAUGGGGGAAGAACAGAAGGCCAAAAUUAACAAAAAACACACAACAAAGCAAGCCUGGUUUCUUGCACACCAGCUGCCUUGCCGUUUUCAAAGACCAGCACGUUCUGAAACGCGUGGAAAAUUCCCUACCUUCUGGAAAUGUCUGUGGACGUUAUGCAUCAGUCGGAAACGAGAGUACACUGAGCAUCGAUGCCAGGGUAAAAAUUGUCAGCGUGAUUCAUCUGUUCUGAAAGUGGGGAAUUGUGGAAGGUCUGUGUUUGAAUCUUCUCUUGGACUGUGAGGCUCAGUGGAUGACUUCGGGCCCUUAGUCUCUCACACACAGGCUGUCCUACCUUGCAAGGAUCGCUGUGAGGUACCACAUUAUCCGUGAAUGUCACGCUGAAGAGCAGGAGGCAGCGAAGCCAGCAGCCUCGGACCCAGCACUGCUUGGGAAUUCCAAGAAUCCAAAAAAUUCUGUGCUGUUUUGAAAUCGGGGCUUUAAAUCAGAGCAGUUUUGAAAGGCUCAGCCCGCCCUCUUGAUUCAAAACGGUCUGCAAACAUUGACGAAAACCUGGAACUUGAGAAACGCCGUGCAAAACUUGGUUCAGCUAAUUUACGAGGUGUCCAAGUGCUUAGAGAACAGGCAAACAACUUUCCAAAACUUGGUAGAUUAGCAGAGAGUGCUUCGCGUUUUGUUUAUUUUAAAAAACCCUCGAAAGAAUGUUGUUGUUGUUGUUUAGUUGUGUCCGAGUCUUCGUGACCCCCUGGACCAGAGCACGCCAGGCACUUCUGUCUUCCACUACCUCCCGCAGUUUAGUCAAACUCAUGCUGGUAGCUUCGAGAACACUGUCCAACCAUCUCGUCCUCUGUCAUCCCCUUCUCCUUGCGCCCUCCAUCUUUCCCAACAUCAGGGUCUUUUCCAGGGAGUCUUCUCUUCUCAUGAGGUGGCCAAAGUCUUGGAGCCUCAGCUUCAGGAUCUGUCCUUCCAGUGAGCACUCAGGGCUGAUUUCCUUCAGAAUGGAGAGGUUUGAUCUUCUUGCAGUCCAUUGGACUCUCAAGAGUCUCCUCCAGCACCAGAAUUCAAAAGCAUCCAUUCUUCGGCGAUCAGCCUUCUUUAUGGUCCGGCUCUCACUUCCAUACAUCACUACUGGGAAAACCAUAGCUUUAACUAUACGGACCUUUGUUGGCAAGGUGAUGUCUCUGCUUUUUAAGAUGCUGUCUAGGUUUGUCAUUGCUUUUCUCCCAAGCUCCAAAGAAUAGUGAGGUUUAUAAAUGGAUAGUGUAAUUUGUUGGUUUCUAAGGUUGUGCAAGCCUCGCCCCUGGAAACCAGACCCAGGGCCCUGAUCCCAGCACUGGCUGGGGCAGAUGGGAGUCUCAGUCCAAAGCCUUGGGAGAGCUGCCAAGGCGGCGAAGGCUGCUUGCUGUGCAGCACAAAGCAAAUAAAUAAGAGACAGAACAAGACGGAAGCAGGUAAAACUAUUUGAACAGACAAAACUGGCUGGUAACGCACGGGAAGACUUUUUCCUAGCCUUUACUGUGGUUAGGGAGGAAGUUAAUCUGCUUGCGAGCCAAUUAGCAGGAGUGCAGGCUUUGUGCUUGUUAUAAGAAGAAACAGCUCCUUUCCCUUACAGGUUACCCAAGAGCCCAUAUAGAGUUCUUUUGUAGGUUCCUUAUCGGUAGGAGAAAAUAACAGAGGCCAACCAGAGAAUAUUGAGAAGCAAAGCAGCUCGUAAGCCUGAUCUUUAUGGUUCUGUUGCAACAAGGAGCUCACAGCCACACGCAGGAGGCAGGAGGGACCUCAAACAAUGGCGUGCAAACCCUUAUACAGUGGAACCUCAGCUUGCAAACGUGAUCCGUGUGGAAGGCACGUUGGCAACCCGCAGUGCCUCGUCUGCGCACACGCGGGGCGCGAUUCAGCACUCCUGCGCAUGCACAAGGCAUGAUUUAGUGCUUCUGGGCGAGCGCCGAAACCCAGAAGUAACCUGUUCCGGUAGUUCCGGGUUCGGCGUGGUGCACAAUCCGAAAUCACAUAACCUGAAGUGUCUGUAACCCGAGGUACCACUGUAUAGACAUCUGGAGUUGCCCACCCUGGAGCCCAAGACCACCCCUCCCAUACAUCAUACAUAGAGAAGGGGCAGUCUACAACAGAAUCCUGUCUGGCAGGAAACCUGUUGAUGGGUUUAAAGGUAAAGGGACCCCUGACCUUUAGGUCCAGUUGCGGAUGACUCUGGGGUUGUGGCGCUCAUCUCGCUUUAGAGGCCGAGGGAGCUGACGUUCAGCUUCCGGGUCAUGUGGCCAGCAUGACUAAGCCGCUUCUGGCAAACCAGAGCAGCACACGGAAACGCUGUUUACCUUCCCACCAGAGUGGUACCUAUUUAUCUACUUGCACUUUGACGUGCUUUCAAACUGCUAGGUGGGCAGGAGCAGGGACCGAGCAACGGGAGCUCACCCCGUCGCGGGGAUUUGAACCACCAACCUUCUGAUCAGCGAGUUCUAGACUCUGUGGUUUAGACCACAGUGCCACCCAGUUAAUGGGUUUACCUGGCUGUUAAUGGGUUUACCUGGACAGCCUUGCUAUUCUUUUGUGAUGAGAAAUAUUUAAUUCCCGAGUCCAGGUCACAGGCUCGCCCUAUUCAUAUCUUAAAUGUGCCCUUAAGGCAGGAUUUGUGAGCAAAGAGACAAUGGGGAGGUUUUUCUCAUUUCCUCCCUCCUUGCAGAGAAACAUUUGAGGUCAGUUUGGAGGAGACAAAAUGGUUUCAGGUCUUUUUCCUGUACUGUUUCAGACAUGCGGUUUAUAUAUUUAUGUAUGUUUUUGCUCAGUACAUUUAUUUUGUAUCUUAGACCUUACAAUUUUCAUAACAAGCUCUUCUUGUGUGCGCCAAAGCCCAUUAGCGUUAAAGAAGAGCAAGUGCACAGUCCUGGUGCAAAUGUUUGUGUGCAUUCACACUGACACACAGCCCUUGUUCUGGACGGUUGACGGAGUUGGCAAAAGUUUGUUCUGCAUUACGUUUCAAGCCGCAGUCUCUGUGGCAGGGAUUCCACCUUCUGCCUCAUCCGCAGAACGGUUCACUUUCCCUCCGAAAGACCUAAUAAAUCUGGAGGUGAAGGAAAGCUCUCCUUGCAGGACUAAGUCAGGGUUCAGGGAUUCCCCCAACCCCUGUGACUGGAACAAGCGAGGCAGACCUAAAAAUAGCACUCGAGGAAAAUUCCUUUCCUUUUCCCUUGAAUGUAAGCCGACGAAGCUGAUGUAAACAUAAAAAUGAAAGCUUGCAGCCAUCUGGACUUGAGGAGAGCGGGUAGGUUGCUUUUGAUGUACGCCAGGAAGGAGUUGGCCGCCCCCCAUGUUCAAGCAAAACUGACCCAGCUCCUGAAGCAGGCAUUUCUUUCUUUUUCUUUUUUUAAAUGAUAUUUAUUAAAAUUUCAAAGGAUACAAAAAUUACACAAAAACAAAAAGUAAAAAUACAAAAAGUAAAAAUACAAGAAAAUAAAAAAUACAGAAAAAAGAAUAAAAACAAAACAAAACAAGUUCAUUAUUUUCAGACCCUUAACUGUCAUUGCCUUCUUUCUUAGACCUCCUCCUCCUCCCUUCCUUUGUAUUCUAGUUAUUAAUUAUCCCAGCAAGUCCUUUCCUUUCCAUGUUUCAUAAAAUUCUAUCAUUACAUUACCCUCGACUAAUUUAAUCCUAUCUUUCUAUAAUGAUAUAAACCUUAAAGUUUAAAACUUAAGUCUUGACCUUACCAGCUUCUUAUAAUCAUAAUAUUCUUUCAUAAUUCUUUAUGCAUCUUUACUAAAGCCAGGUAAUUUCUUCCAACAUUUUUCUAUCAUUCAUCAACUUUGUGAAACAUUCUAAUAAUAAAGAAAGAGAAAAAAGCAGGCAUUUCCCCACAGGCUGGGAGUCAGCUACUGGGCUUGGUGCGUAUGCGAAUCUCCACGGGCCUCGUGGUAAAAAGGUAAAGGUUAAUAAUAAUAAUAAUAAUAAUAAUAAUAAUAAUAUUACAUUUUUAUUUAUAUCCCGCCCUCCCCAGCCGAAGCCGGGCUCAGAGCGGCUAACAACAAUACAGUGGUACCUCGGGUUAUAGACGCUUCAGGUUACAGACUCUGCUAACACAGAAAUAGUACCUCGGGUUAAGAACUUUGCUUCAGGAUGAGAACAGAAACCGUGCUCCGGCGGCGCGGCAGCAGCAGGAGGCCCCAUUAGCUAAAGUGGUGCUUCAGGUUAAGAACAGUUUCAGGUUAAGAACAGACCUCUGGAACAAAUUAAGUUCUUAACCCGAGGUACCACUGCAGAAGCAACACAGUUCACAUAAAAUCACAAUCGAUCAAUUGAAAUGCAUUCUAAAAUCAGUUCAUUCAUAAAGGACUGCUGACAGUUAAGUCCACUCGCAGACGACUCUGGGGUUGUGGCGCUCAUCUUGCUUUACAGGCCGAGGGAGCCGGCGUUUGUCCACUUCCGCAGUUUUUCCGGGUCAUGUGGCCAGCAUGACUAAACUGCUUCUGGCGAACCAGAGCAGUGCACGGAAACGCCAUUUACCUUCCCGCCGGAGCGGUACCUAUUUAUCUGCUUGCACAUUGACGUGCUUUUGAACUGCUAGGUUGGCAGCAGCAGGGACAGAGCAACGGGAGCUCACCCCGUCACGGGGAUUUGAACCGCCGACCUGUCAAGCAAUGCAGUUGAGAUUCUAGAAUUGUAGCCUUGAAAGAGGGUCCUCUCGUGCAACCCUCUGGCCAAUAGACAUUACGCUGUGGCGACCGUAACCUAGGAUUUGGCACCUAGCUUAUACAUCUGAGUUUCCAACACUGUUUAUAAGACGUCUGUUUAAACUCAAAUUCCGUCUGCAUCUGUACUGGAUUUGAAACUGUUUUGCACACGGGAUUGUUUCCUGUUGUUGAUGUUUUUGCAGCGAAAGCGCUUCCAGGUAUUUUGGGAAUCGGAUAAAUAAGUAGCACACCUGCAACUGCACGCACUUAACACGCCCGAGAGCCAACCCUGUUUUAAUGUUUUAAAAUAAUGUCAGGGAGAGGAAGGAGGAGGGACCAAUGUUUGCAUCUGGAGCCUCGGGGCCUGGCUGUGUGCUGUUUAAGAAAAAAACCCACCUCCCUCCCAGAUUCACGGACCUUGCAGGAGUGGAACAAAAGAGGCAUGACAUGACCAGCAGGGGCAUCAAAGCUUUGACAGUCUCUGCCCUGGCAUUCCAGGAAGCAAAAGCCUGAAGCAAAAAAGACAGCUUUAUUCAGAAUCCCGAAGGAAGCUUUCCCCACCCUUCUGGCAUGUUUGUUUUGGAGGGGAGAAACUGAGUUUGAGAAGCUGGACAUUGGAGGAAAACUUUUUUCGAGAAGCUCCUUGCAUCUUCUUAGCCUCACUGUAACAGUUUGUGUUUCAAAUUUCUGCAAGCGAAUUAUUUAAUACCUAUGACAAUUUAAGUUGUUGUUUUUUUAAAGUGGCAGAGAGUUGUUGUUUAGUCGUGUCCGACUCUUCGUGACCCCCUGGACCAGAUCACGCCAGGCACUCCUGUCUUCCGCUGCCUCCCGCAGUUUGGUCAAACUCAUGCUGGUCUCUUCGAGAACACUGUCCAACCAUCUUGUCCUCUGUCGUCCCCUUCUCCUUGUGCCCUCCAUCUUUCCCAACAUCAGGGUCUUUUCCAGGGAGUCUUCUCUUCUCAUGAGGUGGCCAAAGUCUUGGAGCCUCAGCUUCAGGAUCUAUCCUUCCAGUGAGCACUCAGGGCUGAUUUCCUUCAGAGUGGAGAGGUUUGAUCUUCUUGCAGUCCAUGGGACUCUCAAGAGUCUCCUCCAGCACCAGAAUUCAAAAGCAUCCAUUCUUUGGCGAUCAGCCUUCUUUAUGGUCCAGCUCUCACUUCCAUACAUCGCUACUGGGAAAACCAUAGCUUUAACUAUACAGACCUUUGUUGGCAAGGUGAUGUCUCUGCUUUUUAAGAUGCGGUCUAGGUUUGUCAUUGCAGACAGUUAGCGCCCAUCAAAUCUGAACUCUUACGUUACACCGGUGAGAUCUUGUCAGGAGGUUGUAACAAAAACGGGUGAGCAAAUGGCACCCGCACAUCAAAAUAUGCAGGUGCAUAGCAUGUUAAGGAAAUCUUGGGUCAUCUGAAGAGCGAGAGAAGCAGGUGCAUUGCAGAGGGUUGGACUGGAUGACCUUUGGGUUCCCUUCGAACUCUACAAUUCUAUGAUUCUAGGGAAGCCUGCCUUGAUGGGUUGGAGAGCCCCACAGCAGGUGAGCCUCUUUGCCCCUCUUUCGGUUGCUAGUCCACCCCACCCCCCCGUGGGACUUUCUACUUUUUCGCCCACAGCCGCCUCUCAGCCCUGAGUGAGCCAAGCAGGAGGAAGCUGUGGUCUCCCUGCGUCCUGUGCGCCUUCUUGCUCAAGAGCAGAAGCUGACAGUUGUGCCUCGCCCUUCGGCAACGGCAGCCAUUAGCCGGCAACCCGGAGGAGCCCAGUAGGGUGGGUGGAGUGCAGUGGGACCCUUUUGAAUUCGAGGCAGCCUUCUCAAACCCUCCCUCUGAAGAACUGGAUGCUUCAUGGAGAAUGAGGUAGGAAUCUGCGGUUCCGUGUCCUGAUAGCCUCCCAGUAGUUCUAAUAUAGUGGUACCUCAGGUUACAUACACUUCAGGUUACAUACGCUUCAGGUUACAGACUCCGCUAACCCAGAAAUAGUGCUUCAGGUUAAGAACUUUGCUUCAGGAUGAGAACAGAAAUUGUGCUCCAGCGGCACGGCAGCAGCAGGAGGCCCCAUUAGCUAAAGUGGUGCUUCAGGUUAAGAACAGUUUCAGGUGAAGAACGGACCUCCGGAAGGAAUUAAGUACUUAACCCGAGGUACCACUGUAAAGCUCUUCCAGUAAGCAAAGCUUCCCUCUCUCUCUAUUUAUCCCUAAAACACCUCCCUUUCACCUCUGCACGUGCUCAGGGGCACCCGGGUUCUCAGCCCUACCUCUCCGUCUUCUGUCUUGUCUGCCCAGCGGUUUUAUCCCCUUCCAGUGUCCGUCAAACCAUCUCUCUCUACUACCUCUUUUUUGGGGGGAGGGGGGACUUUGCACCAUGAGCUACUUGGCAAAUAAAUAAAACAGAACCUCCCACCUUUUGGGGGGAUCUCCAGAACUUGCCUGUGGGUUUUUUCCACAUCUCUGUGCGCAGGAGAAAGGUGCGCGGAAGCCGCCAAGGGGGCAGAUGUGUGGAAAUGUUUCUUGAGCUUGCGAAUUGGUGGGUCAGCCGAGAAACAUUCCCAACCCAAUGUCUUCUCUGUGUCUUGGAAGGAAUGUUGGUUCAUAUAACGCCAAUCCUGCCCUGACGGCUGCCAGUUAGUUUCCAGGCCCAAAUCAAAGUGCUGGUUUUGACCUAUAAAGCCUUAAAGGGCUUGGGACCCCAAUACCUGAAGGACCCCCUCUCUCCAGAUGAACUGACCCGGCCCCUGCCCUCCUCCUGCAAGGCCCUUUCUCGUGUGUCCUCCCCACAAGAGGUCGGGGGGUGGGUGGGCAAAAGAAGAGCAAGGCCUUUUCUGCAGUGGCUCCCCAUUUGGAGUGUUCUCCCAUUAUAUAUAUUUUAGGCACCAAGCGAAAAUGUUCCUCUUCCACCAGGCCUUUAGCUGAUUGACAUCCAGUGCCCUUUAAAAUGUGUUGUGGAAGAGGAGAUUAUUGGUUUGCUUCUGUUCUUUUUAUUAUGUAUUUGGUGGUUUUUUAAAUAUUGCAAGUUUAUGUUACGAGCUGCCCUGAGAUCUAUGGGUAUAGUGUGGUGUACAAACUUAAACAAACAAUAAGUUUCUGUUCUCAACAGCUGCUAUAUAUCUCUUGGGUAAUUCAGUGGAGCAUCUAGAGAUUCCAGGGUCUCUUUUUGAGCUGUUUGCCAACCAGGCAGGUGUACCUUUUGUGGGUAGCUUUUUCCAGUUUUCUACCCAUUUUGUUCCAGCUCUGUACCUGUUUUGUGAGCAGCUGCAUUCCUCCCAUCUCCCCUCCUCACCACCACCCCCCAAACCCGCUUCGCUCUAUAUUGCCCGAUAAUAGCAAGCGUGUCUUCCCGGGUCGCAUAGCAGCCACAAAGGCUUCCUUGUUGUCCAAUUUGAAAGGCUCCCUUGGUGAUUGUUGUGGCUAGGCACCGGGAUCUGCGGGAGGGCUCUGCAAAGAAUGGCAAGCUGAGCCCACCCCCUGGCAGCGCUGGGGUGGCACGGCUACAGCCCCACCCACUUUGGCCAGCAAGCCUUGCCCAGGACAGCAAGCUGGCCUCAUCAGCCCUUUGUGGCUUAGGGCCCUCGUAUUUACAGGACCGCCUCUCCUGGUCUGCCCCGCAGAGGACCUUAAGGUCCAUGAAUAAUCAUAGUUUAGAGGUCCUGGGCCCUAAGGAAGCCAGAUUAUCCUCCGCCAGGGCCUUCUCAGUGAUGGCCCCAACCUGGUGGAAUGCUCUGUCCCAUGAGACCAGGGCCCUGCAGGAUUUAACCUCCUUCCGCAGGGCCUGUAAGACAGAGCUAUUCUGCCUGGCUUUCAAUUUGAACUUAGCCUGAUCUCUUAUUCCCCUUCCUUCCUUCCGUCCCCCUCACCUUUUUAUGAAGAUUACCCGCUCUGGGAUCCCACAGCUAAUUCUCCCCUGGUCUCCUCGCUGGCCCAAAUAGGACCAAUUUAGCCAGCUAGCCCUGGUGAUCGUCUGAUGUUUAUUGGAUGGAUUUUCCCCUUAAAUUGAUUUUUGAAUUCUGAAUUUAUUAUUAUUCACAUUUUAUACUGUAUUUUAUGCUGUUUUUUGUUGCAUCAAUUAAGUGUUUUAAAUUUGUUGUUGGCUGUCCUGAGCCCGGUUUUCUGAACCGGAAAGGGCGGGGUAUAAAUAAAAAAUUAUUUAUUAUCAGGCCAGAUGUGGAUGGCUUCCCCUCAAGAGCGUUGGGGCUGCCUACUUCUGCAUUUCUUUACGGAAGGGUGGAGCUGCUUGCAAGCCUUUAUUUGCUUUCUUGCAGGCGUGGGCAACCUGUGGACCUCUGGAGGCUUGCCGAACUGCACCUCCCAUCAUUCCUGGCCAUUGGCCAUGCUUGCUGGGGAUGAUGGGAGUUGUAGUUCAGCAAACCUAGUAGUUCUGGGCUGCAUCAAUAGGAGUAUAGCAUCUAGAUCAAGGGAAGUAAUAGUGCCACUGUAUUCUGCUCUGGUCAGACCUCACCUGGAGUACUGUGUCCAGUUCUGGGCACCACAGUUCAAGAAGCACACUGACAAACUGGAACGUGUCCAGAGGAGGGCAACCAAAAUGGUCAAAGGCCUGGAAACGAUGCCUUAUGAGGAACGGCUAAGGGAGCUGGGCAUGUUUAGCCUGAGGAGGGGGGGUUAAGAGGUGAUAUGAUAGCCAUGUUCAAAUAUAUAAAAGGAUGUCACAUAGAGGAGGGAGAAAGGUUGUUUUCUGCUGCUCCAGAGAAGAGGACACGGAGCAAUGGAUCCAAACUACAAGAAAGAAGAUUCCACCUAAACAUUAGGAAGAACUUCCUGACAGUAAGAGCUGUUCAACAGUGGAAUUUGCUGCCAAGGAGUGUGGUGGAGUCUCCUUCUUUGGAGGUCUUUAAGCAGAGGCUUGACAACCAUAUGUCAGGAGUGCUCUGAUGGUGUUUCCUGCUUGGCAGGGGGUUGGACUCGAUGGCCCUUGUGGUCUCUUCCAACUCUAUGAUUCUAUGAUUAAACCUCCAGAGGCUCCCCUGACCCUGCAUUGCUUGCCAGACUCGCUCAAAUGGUUUCCGGCCCCAUCAUAAAAAGGUAAAGGGACCCCUGACCAUUACGUCCAGUCGUGGCCGACUCUGGGGUUGCGGUGCUCAUCUCGCUUUCUUGGCAGAGGGAGCCGGUGUACAGCUUCCGGAUCAUGUGGCCAGCAGGACUAAGCCGCUUCUGGCGAACCAGAGCAGCGCACGGAAACGCCGUUUACCUUCCCGCCGAAGCGGUACCUAUUUAUCUACUUGCACUUUGACUUGCUUUCGACCUGCUAGGUUGGCAGGAGCAGGGACCGAGCAACGGGAGCUCACCCCGUCGCGGGGAUUCUAUCCGCUGACCUUCUGAUCGGCAAGUCCUAGGCUCUGUGGUUUAACCCACAGCGCCACCCGCGUACCUUAUCAUAGGUAGAAUCGUAUCUCCUGGCUUUCCUCAGCCGCUUUUGAAUCACAACCACAGCAGAGCCGCCAUGCGUAGAUUGCAGUCUGAAGGGCACUGGGUUGCGGGAGGCAGAAGCAGUAGCUACCUGGGGCUCCUGGCAGACCUCUUUGGUCCAUCUGCUUCAAGUUCCCGGCUGGGAAAAGUCUCCACUCUGCAGCCUCCUUCUAGCUAUAACAAGACUCGAACCUGCUGCUGCAGCUUCCUACACUGUUGCUGAUGUUCCUGAGAGCUAGAAUGUCAGGAGUGCGUGCAGGAGCCAGGCCCUGUGACCAAUAGGACUUUGCAGGACUGAGGCCUUCCUAAGUUUGUUCUGGAGAGGCAAGGCGCGUCCGCACAGGUGAGGCCGAUUGGUAACUCACAGCACCUGGUGGCAAGAGCCGGGAAGGGAUAUAAGGUCAGCAUUUCCCUUUGGCUCUUUGCCACAGCAAUACGCUCCCUGCCUUGCUGCGUUUGGCUUCUUGCUUCCUGAUCCUUGAAACUCUGCUUCUUGACUCCUUUGACCCCUGAUGAUGAUUAUAUUUAUACCCCACCCACUCUGGGCGGUCCCCAACAUAAUAUUAAAAACACGAUAAAACAUCAAACAUUAAAAACUUCCCUAAACAGGGCUGCCUUCAAAUGUCUUCUAAAAGUUAUUUAUCUCCUUGACAUCUUAUGGGAGGGCAUUCCACAGGGUGGGCGUCACCACCAAGAAGGCCCUCUCCCUGGUUCCCUGUAGCUUCACUUCUCUCAGGGAGGGAACCACCAGGAGGCCCUCGGCGCUGGACCUCAGCGUCCGGGCAGAGCGAUGGGGGUGGAGACGCUCCUUCAGGUAUACUGGACCGAGGCCGUUUAGGGCUUUCAAGGUCAGCACCAAAACUUUGAAUUGUGCCCAGAAACGUACUGGGAGCCAAUGUAGGUCUUUCAGGACUGGUGUUAUAUGGUCUUGGCAGCCAUUCCCAGUCACCAGUCUAGCUGCUGCAUUCUGGAAUGCUUGACGUCCACCUCUUUUUCUCUUACUAUAACAAGUUCUUACAGGGUGGAGGUUUUUUUGGGGGGUGCUCAUUGAUCUAACUUUGCCACUGGAGGCGCAGGUUGCCACCACGGUGCAGAGUGCCUUUCAGCAGUUUUUGACUAGGAGAGCUAAACCUUCAGAUUAGACUACUGCCGUGCGUUAUACAUGGGGCUGCCUUUGAAGACUGCUCAGAAACUGCAGCCAAUCCAAAAUACAGCUGUGAACACUGGAACUGUGAGGUGGUCCAUCUUUUGCAGGGUUGUGGCAGUGGGCUAGAUCACAUUCUGCUUGUGCCUGUUCUGUCGAUGGGGUUCUUCUGAAACGUACUGAAGUCUUACCAAUAAACCAGCAAAAGUCUGAUUACUGAGGAAGAGUGGAAAUGACUGUUUGUGCAUGCCAAGUCUGCCUGCUCCUGUAAUGUGUACGAGGUGGUCUUUACAGCUGCCCAAUGAAUACCCUAUACAGUGGGUGCUUGGGUUGCGAACGUGAUCCGUGCAGGAUGCACGUUCGCAACCUGCAGCGUCCGCAACCCGCAGCGGCGCGUCUGCACAUGCGCGGGUUGCAAUUCGGUGCAUGCGCAAAGCACGGUUUAGUGCUUCUGCGCAUGCGCGACCGCCCAAACCCAGAAGUAACCUGUUCUGGUACUUCCAGGUUUCAGUGGUCCAUAACCUGAAAAAGCACAACCUGAAGCAUCUGUAACCCGAGGUAUGACUGCAAUUGCUUGUACGUAGGGAACUUAACAAAAAUACCACCAUUGGAAAGGCAUGGAAUUAGUUCAGGGUCAGUUUGCCUUUUUAGUGGUGGGGAGGCCCGGCCCGGCCACACCAGAAGCCCAUGCUGUUGCUUGGGGUCCCAGCAGCAGUAUCCUUUUGCCCCAGAAUCCCUUGUAGUGUCACAGCCAAUGAUCUCUGAUGUUUCAAAAGAUCUAUUCUCUCUUCUCCUUCGAUCUUGCAAGGUAGAGCAGCAGGAGACCUAGACCAGUGUGGUUUCCAGCUGGGGUUGGUUGGGGUGAGGGUUGUUAAAGGAAAGUACCCUGCUGCCUAUAAUUCUUUUUUAGCUAAUAAAGCUCUGCACCUGGCGGAGAACCAGCCAUUCAUUUGGGGGGAAAGUUAUAUAGGAACAGGUGAAUAAUGAGCCCUUUCAAAAAGCAGGGCGAAGCAAGCUGCAAUUAAUAUAAUGGCUGCUCAGCUCAUUGAAACUGGGAACACACUGCUCUGUUCCGUCUCUUUUUUGUCCCUCCUCCAUCAAAAAAUAGCUACCUUAAUUGAUUCAUAUCUGACAGACAGUGCUCCGCUUUGGCACGAACAAGGUAGCGCUGUGGGCAUAGCAGUCAGGUCGGCCAAGUACUGAUCCUAAAGUGUCUCUCUCUCUCUUUUCCUCCCACCCCUUUCUGCCCCCCAGCCUGGCAUAGUCUCCCCUUUCAAGCGGGUCUUCCUGAAAGGCGAAAAGGUGGGUCGGGACAAGAAGACCCAAGAGAAGGUGACAGAAAGGCGGCCGCUGCACACAGUCUCCGUCCCUUUGCCUGACCGGGUGGAUCCUGACAUCCUCUUGAACGACUACAUUGAAAAGGAAGUGAAGGUAACCUCAGCCUGCUCCCGGCUUUGGCCGCUUAGCCUCUUCCCCAUCCGCAGGGGCGGCCUGGCCUGUUUCAGUGAAGGAGCUGUAGCCGCCAGGCCCAGAUUGGGGGGGGGGGGGCAUAUGGGCCACUCGGCCCGGGCCUCCGAUUCCAAAGGGGGCCUCGGUCAGAAUAUUCACAAUCGUUUUGUCUUUAUAUUCAGAUUCGGUUCAAGCCUUGAAAUAAAAUUAUUUGUCAGCAUAACUUUUGUGAAAAUUAUUUAUGUUGUUCUUGUUGUUUAGUCGUUUAGUCGUGUCCGACUCUUGGUGACCCCCUGGACCAGAGCACGCCAGGCACUCCUGUCUUCCACUGCCUCCCGCAGUUUGGUCAAACUCAUGCUGGUUGCUUUGAGAACACUGUCCAACCAUCUCGUCCUCUGUCGUCCCCUUCUCCUUGUGCCCUCACUCUUUCCCAACAUCAGGGUCUUUUCCAGGGAGUCUUCUCUUCUCAUGAGGUGGCCCAAGUCUUGGAGCCUCAGCUUCAGGAUCUGUCCUUCCAGUGAGCACUCAGGGCUGAUUUCCUUCAGAAUGGAGAGGUUUGAUCUUCUUGCAGUCCAUGGGACUCUCAAGAGUCUCCUCCAGCACCAGAAUUCAAAAGCAUCCAUUCUUCAGCGAUCAGCCUUCUUUAUGGUCCAGCUCUCACUUCCAUACUUCACUACUGGCUUUUACUAAAAUUAUUUGUAUACUUACUUAUUUAUAAGACUUCAGUUAUCCCCAGGGUAAAAAAAGGGGGGGGGCACAUUAUCUACCUGGCCCGGGCCUCUUCCUGGCUCUGCAAGGCUCUGGUAGCUGCCCCGCCAAAGAGUCACCGGGGUUGUCGUUGUCGUAAAUUAGCAUACCUCUCUUUUCAUCCAAAGAUCCCAGGGCACUUUGCAACAGAAAAAUUAAAAACGAGAGACCAAAUGCCUAAUAAAAACAAAAACAAACCGAUAACCUCCUUCCCACAAACACAUUUUAAAAGCCAGGGAAUGAUAUUCAGCCAAAUGCCCAGAGGAAGAGAAACGUUUUCGCCUGGUGCCUAAAGGCCCCAGGCAAAGCUCCCUGGGGAAAGCAUUCUGCAAAUAAUAAAAGCUUAUUUGGUACACUGAUUACAUUAAAAUACUGGUUACAGGUAGGUAGCCGUGUUGGUCUGCCGUAGUCGAAACAAAAUAAAAGAAUUCCUUCCAGUAGCACCUUAGAGACCAACUAAGUUUGUUAUUGGUAUGAGCUUUUGUGUGCAUACACACUUCUUCCGAUAACACUGCUUAAACAUGAAGGCCAAGUAUAUUGCUUCCGAUUUACUGGCCGUGCUAGCUAGGGAUGGUGGGAGUUGUAGUUCCACAACAGUUGGGGACCCAAGUUUUAGAAACACUGGUUUAGGUGGAGGUUUCUGGAUGGAGUGUGUCACCUGUGCUCCUUCCUCUGUCAUACUCCCCUCAAAGGUGGUCUCCUGUUUUUAAGAGCCGGGCCUUAUUCAUUCCUGCUAGAUGCGUUAGCGGGGUUCUGCGGAGAGGCCUUCUUUCUUCCCCGGGGCAUGUUGAGAAUCGCACUGGCCUCCAGAGGGCCGAGGGGCAGUUGGUGUCUGACAAUUCUUCUUUUCUUUUAUUUUCUUCUUUAAUUUCUAUUAAGUUUUUCAAGAAAUAGAAAUUAAACAAAGAAAAACAAAGAACACUGUAAAUACACUUAUAUACAUAUUUUCCAAAAUGAAAACUAAUAAAAAAGGAAAAAUAGAAGAUAAUAAAAAAGACAAAAUAAAAGGGGAAAAAUACUUUUCAUAACCUGAAAUAUUACGACAUUCUUGCUUCAAAUCCUGCAAUAUAUAAAUCCUAGUUAAAAUAUUAUAAAAGACUUCCACUGCAUUCACCACACGUCUCUUAGUUGUCUUGCUCGCAUUUACAUCUGUUCUUCAAUCAUUUCCCUUCCAUAGGUUCUUUCAUAACCAAUCAAAUCUUUAUGUUCUCUGUAUUCUUCACAAGGUCAGUCUAGACACAACCAAACUUUCGUAUUUGAGCCCUGCUUGUGUAAAUAAUCAUUUAAACAUUUCCAUUGUUUCUGAAUUGAAAUUAAAUUUUUUGACUUAUGCCUUAUUAAAUCCGUCAAAUUUGCUAACUCCAGGUACUCACAGAGUUUACUUAACCAUUCCCCCUGACAAUUCUUCAUUGCUUUCCAGUAUUUAGGUCAAUUAGCAUCGGUCCCAGGGUACCUGAACCCCUCCAGCCGAACAGAAGUACUGCAUUUGAUAGACAAUGCAAAGGUGCGUACCAGCUUGUUUCGAGUUUCUCUCUUCCCCCAGUUCUGGCGUGUUACCCUUCUCUGAGAAGCAUUCCCACCUGGGGAGAAGAUUUCAUAGAAUCAGAGAAAUGCAGAGGGACCAUGAAGAUCAUCUGAUCCAACCCCUGCAAUGUGGGAAUCGUGGGAUUUAGAAUAGAAUAGAAUUUAUUAUUUAUACCCCGCCCAUCUGGCCGGCCCUCCCCAUCCACUCUGGGUGGCCUCCAACAGAGUAUGAAAAUACAGUGGUCUGUUAAACAUUAAAAGCUUCCCUAAAGAGGGCUGCCUUCAGAUGUCUUCAUGGCCUAGGACCCUCGUACCUACGGGACCGCCUCUCCUGCUAUGCCCCACGGAGGACCUUAAGGUCCAUAAACAGCAACACCCUAGAGGUCCCGGGCCCUAAGGAAGUCGGAUUAGCCUCAACCAGAGCCAGGGCCUUUUCAACACUGACCCCGGCCUGGUGGAACGCUCUGUCUCAUGAGACCAGGACCCUGCAGGAUCUGAUUUCUUUCCGCAGGGCCUGUAAGAUAGAGUUGUUCCACCUGGCCUUCGGCUUGGAGCCAAUUUGAUUCCCUCCCCCUCUUUCUUUUUCCUUUCUCCUCCUGUGAUAAGGCUUCAUUGUAAGGUUUUAAUGUUGUAUUUUAAUCUUGUUUUUAAGUUGUAUUCAUUCAACUUGUUUAUAUUAUUGCUUGUUAGCCGCCCUGAGCCCGGUCUUGGCUGGGGAGGGUGGGGUAUAAAUAAAAAUUAUUAUUAUUAUAAAAGUCUGGUAGUUGUUCUUCUCUUUGACAUUUGAUGGGAGGGCGUUCCACAGGGCGGGUGCCACCACCGAGAAGGCCCUCUGCCUGGUUCCCUGUAACUUGGCUUCUCGCAGUGAGGGAAUCACCAGAAGGCCCCUGCCCAUGCGCAGAUGCGGGUUGCGUUCGCUUCAGGAUGCAAACAGGGCUCCGGAACGGAUCCCGUUUGCAUCCAGAGGUACCACUGUAGUUCUUCUUUUUGACAUCUGCUGGGAGGGUGUUCCACAGGGCAGGCGCCACCACCGAGAAGGCCCUCUGCCUGCUCCCCUGUAACUUGGCUUCUCGCAGGGAGGGAACCGCCAGAAGGCCCUCGGAGCUGAGUGUCCGGGCUGAAUGAUGGGGGUGGAGACGCUCCUUCAGGUAUACUGGACCGAGGCCAUUUAGGGCUUGAGAGGUCAGCACCAACACUUUGAAUUGUGCUCGAAAAUCUUGAGAUUUGAACCCAAGACCCCGAGAGUCCCGUGCUUUACCAGCUGAGCUAUCCCUCCUCGUGGUCGUUUAAUACCCUGCCUCUUCUUCCCCUCCCGCCUUCAUCCUAGAGGGCUCAUAAGCUUCCAGGGCAGCUGACGCAGGAACAUGACGCUGUGAUCAGCCUCUCCGCCUACAACGUCAAACUGGUGUGGCGGGAUGGCGAAGAUAUCAUACUCAGGGUCCCAAUCCAUGACAUCGCGUCGGUUUCCUACAUCCGCGACGACUCCUCGCACCUGGUGGUGUUGAAAACAGGUAGGCUGGCAAAGGGGUUGCCUUCCAGUUGUUGUUGUUGUUUUUUGGGGGGGUCUUGGUAGCCACGAGAGCCUGCUUUGUCCAUCAGUCUUGUGCAUCUCUCCUGGGGGGCACCUAAGUGGGGGGUGGCCCAUCUGCGGUAGGACUCUGCUGCGUCUGAGAAAGACUGAUUUUGCCUGAGAACAAACCCUCGCUUGCACAGAUACGGCGCUUCAUGUUGUGGGCUUUUCAUGUUGCGAACGGGCCUCCGGAACGGAUCCCGUUCACAACCAGAGGUACCACUGUACGGUCAUACCUCGGGUUACAGACACUUCAGGUUGCGGACUGCCAAAACGCGGAACGGGUUACUUCCAGGUUUCGGCGGUUGUGCAUGCGCAGAAGCACCGAAUCGCAACCUGCGCUUGCACAAACACGGGUUGCGAACGCUGCAGGUUGUGAACGUGCAUCCCGCACAGAUCACGUUCACAACCCAAGUGUCCACUGUACUCAGUUCUGGUCGAAUUUACCCCAAACGCUCAGUGGUACGAAUCCCGUCAGCCACCGUUCAAUUCAAUAGUCUGAUUCCGGAUAAAGCAACUUUCUAUGUUCCUAAACAAGUGCUUUCCCUACUGUUAAGCAAAUGCACAGUGUUCGUUUUAAAAAUUACUUUAUUAAUAAAAGAAACCAAAAAAAAAGCGCAUAAAUAAAUACUGUCACAGCAGCUUGAAAGCAGCAUAAAGUUGGGCAUUACCACUGAGCUCGUCGUUCCAGAGCAUUACAGAAGAAAUACCCUUUUUUCCCCGUGGGUGUGGGGUUAUGCAGAAUCACGCAGGCCUAGCAGCUUGCCUCCUGGUUCCACUAAUGGCCUCUGGUUUUUCUCAGCUCAGGACCCCGGGAUUUCCCCCAACCAGAGUCUUUGUGCCGAAAGCUUGAAAGCUCUUACGUCAGGGUCUCUCUCGGAGAGCGGAGCGGUUCCUGUCGAAGCUUGCUGCCUGGUGGUCCUGGCUACGGAGAAUAAAGUAAGAUGUCUCUGCCUCUCUCCCCUCCCCUUCCUCAGGCAGGUCCGUUUUUGACAACAAGACUUCCCUUUGCCAGGAAAGAUCUUGCCUUCACCUUGGACAGGUGCAGCUACGCAGGUGAAAGAGAUGCUCUUGAACUGCGAAGAGGCAUCCACUCUGGGUCAUAUUACGCUCUCUUGUGGUCUAAUAAGGCAGCCUUCUCUCACAGAUAGAGCGAAACAGGAUAUUUCCAGCUAGGAAAAAAUAGUAUCUGUGGAAUGGAUGUUUAAACGAUCACCUUCCUGCAACUUAAAGGCCCAGAGCAUUUUGUUUUAUUUGAGACCUGUGCCCAGUAAUAAUUCUGCCCACCAGAAAUCAUUUGUCAGCGGCGACUGGAAAUGGUGACCCUGUCAAAAACGUGCACUGUAGAUAGAAAUGUUCCAGUAUUUUUUUUCCUUUUCAUAGAAUGCCAGGAAAUUUUGCUGCUGCCUGAAUCGUUCCUCUGAAGUAUUAUUAUUAAUAUCUGAAGUGUUAUCAUUACUUUAUGAAUUACAUGCAUCUCAUGACAAUUUGCCAACAUACCAUAAGAACAGCUGAGACAGUUUUUUAAAAGCGGGGCAAAACACGACUGAAGAUAGGUUAAUAAAACCCGUGGCUAAUAAGCACCUUCCACCUAGCUGGUGGGAAACUGAAACAAAUAAUAAUAAUAAUAAUAAUAAUAACAACAACAACAAGAACAAUUUAUUAUUUAUACCCCACCCAUCUGGCUGGGCUUCCCCAGCCACUCUGGGUGGUUUCCAACAAUGUCACACAUUAAAAACUUCCCUGAACAAGGCUGCCUUCAGAUGUCUUCUGACUGUCAGGUAGUUAUUUAUCUCUUUGACAUCUGAUGGGAGGGUGUUCCACACGAUGCCUUAUGAGGAACGGCUAAGGGAGCUGGGCAUGUUUAGCCUGGAGAAGAGGAGGUUAAGGGGUGAUAUGAUAGCCAUGUUCAAAUAUAUAAAAGGAUGUCACAUAGAGGAGGGAGAAAGGUUGUUUGCUGCUGCUCCAGAGAAGCGGACACGGAGCAAUGGAUCCAAACUACAAGAAAGAAGAUUCCACCUAAACAUUAGGAAGAACUUCCUGACAGUAAGAGCUGUUCGACAGUGGAAUUUGCUGCCAAGGAGUGUGGUGGAGUCUCCUUCUUUGGAGGUCUUUAAGCAGAGGCUUGACAACCAUAUGUCAGGAGUGCUCUGAUGGUGUUUCCUGCUUGGCAGGGGGUUGGACUCGAUGGCCCUUGUGGUCUCUUCCAACUCUAUGAUUCUAUGAUUCACAGGGCGGGCGCCACUACCAAGAAGGCCCUCUGCCUGGUUCCCUGUAACCUUGAAGUGUUUCUCGAAGGCGCAGAUAUCAGGUGCCUGUCGUAUAUCAGCAGGGAUGCUGUUCAGCAGAACACAGGCAGCCUCGCUGAAACCCUUGCUCUGCGUUAACUGUGGAGUGGACUUCUGAUACCUUAUGGCAAGAUUAGGGAUCCUGUGUUUCUACAGAGAUUGCUGGACUCCAACUCCCAUCAUUGACCAUCCUGCUUGGGACUGAUGGGAGCUGCAUUCUACUUUGGCAAUCACUUGUAGCCGAGUAAGAUUGUCUUCCAUAAACAUGGUUUUAACAGUGAGUCAUUAAGUGGUUGUGGAGGCCAGUUCUGGAUCCACACGUCCUUCCACAGUGGGGACAUUGGUUUCCGGGCGGGAGUUGAUCACGGUGUGGAUUUGCCAAGCGUGCCUUCCUCCUAGCACGUUUCUCCCUUGCGUCCUGAGUUCGAGUGUCUUCAAAGCCCAUGACACCUUUGGUCAAGGCUGUUCUCCAACUGGAGCGCUCGCAGGCCAGUGUUUCCCAAUUGUUGGUGUUUAUACUACAUUUUUUUAGAUUUGCCUUGAGAGAGUCUUUAAACCUCUUUUGCUGACCGCCAUCAUUACGCUUUCCAUUUUUAAGUUCGGAAUAGAGUAGUUGCUUUGCAAGACGAUAAUCAGGCAUCCGGACAACAUGACCAGUCCAACGAAGUGGAUGUUGAAGAAUCGUUGCUUCCACACUGGUGAUCUUUGCUUCUUCCAGAACAUUAGUUCGCUUGUCUUCCCAAGUGAUGUGCAAAAAUUUUCAGAGACACCAUUGCAGUACAGCAACCUCCGGAGGCCAAAGGUCUCCCACUCCUGUUUUAGGAACUUGAAGGAGGAGCGCAUCUGCAGCGAUCUGCUGGGCGUGUAGGGGAAGGCAGUCUCUCAAGUACACGCGACUCCCCGUUUCCUCGGGGGUUACAUUCCGAACCUCCGCGCACAUCAGUGAAGUCGCAUAAAAUGGGGGUGCCGCCUAUAUCAGAUCAGCUGAUGUGCCGGGGAGAAGCUUCCCCAGAUGGGCAGGCUGUGCUGCCCCACCAGCUCAGCUGACAUACAAGAAAGCUUCUUUCCCCAUGCGUUGUCCGGUCCACGGAGCUCUACUGCCUUCCUGGCUUGCACAGUGUGCGCAGCUGUAGAUGUGGCUGCUGCUGAGCUACCCUGCACAUCAGCUGUUAGGCAGGAGGGGCCUCCCGCUCGCAAGGAGACCCUCUUCAGAGCUCUGGGUCGCCUUACUGUUAGAAUAUUCUGUUCCACCUUAAGAACAGGCAUGGUUGUUGUGUGUCACAUGUCUGUUUACAUUCCAGCACAGCUUGCUGGGAGCUUCCGUUUCUGUAUAGCUUUGCUUAUGCUGCUUGCUUUGGACAUGAAGGAGAGAAGACAUGUUUUUCUUUUGGCCUGAUGUAUGCUGAAUAAUGCAUGUCUGAUGGGCUUAAGAUGGGGCAAGUUGGAAGUUCUCUGCUUCUCCCCCAAAGCCCAUCCGACCUGUAAUUAUUAUUAUUAUUAUUAUUAUUAUUAUUAUUAUUAUUAUUAUUUAUUUAUAUCCCGCCCUGUUCCAUCUUUCUCCAGGUAACUGCAGAGGAACUCUGCUCGCUUCUCAGCCAAGUCUUCCACAUUGUUUACACGGAGUCCACCAUAGACUUCCUCGACAGAGCAAUAUUCGACGGGGCCUCCACGCCAACGCGACACCUCUCCCUGCACAGCGGUAGGAGAAGCAGCCGCGGUUUGGGUUCCUCUUGCAAGCGGCUGUUGCAGAGGGGAAGCGAGCAGGGCCAGACUGCUCCAGUUCCACCUGCACGACUCGGCGGUCAUGUGAUCUCGCCUUUGCCUACCUGGCAUCCCCCAGAGAUGAUGGGAGUUGUAGUCCAAUGCAUGGGGAGAGCACCAAGUUGGCAAAGGCAGCUCUAAACUCGCUGUUUGGGUGGGGGAAGGGGGUCAUUGGUUCGUGGGGCAUUUUUUCUUGUUUCAUCAUGUAAUGUAAUAAUAAUAAUAAUAAUAAUAAUAAUAUUUUUUAUAUCCCGCCUUCCCCAGCCGUAGCCGGGCUCAGGGCGGCUAACAACAAUAAAAUAAUACAGCAUUCUCAAAUCAUUUCAUUAUAAAAUUAAUUCAAAUCAAAUUGAUGGCAACCAUUGGGCUAGAGUUCUGUGAAGAUUGCCAAAGGAGGGAGUCAGGCUGUGCCCUGGCCAAAGGCUUGGUGGAACAGCUCUUUCUUGCAGGCCCUGCGGAAAGAUGUCAAGUCCCGCAGGGCCCUGGUCUCUUGUGACAGAGCGUUCCACCAGAUCGGAGCCACAGCCGAAAAAGCCCUGGCUCUAGUUGAGGCCAGCCUAACCUUUCUGCGGCCUGGGACCUCCAGGAUGUUUUUGUUUGAAGACCGUAAUGUAAUGUAAUAUAUAUAGGGAGAGGGAAAAAUAAUUAAAAUUAAUAAUAAUAAUAUCCACCGGCGGCAAACUGGGCUGAAGUGGCUUCCCUCAUCUCCUCUAGCUUGAACAGAGGAGGCUUCCAUGUAGUGUCUAUCUAGCCCAGAUAUUUCAAUUUGUUUUUUCAUUUCCCUUUUAAUUUGCAUAUCGCCUUUCUCUGGCUACUUCCUUGCAGAUGACUCUUCUACAAAAGUGGACGUUAAAGAUUCCUACGAAACGGAAGCAAGCACUUUGUGAGUAUACUUAGGGCAGCAGGGAAGACUGGGGCAUCUGCAGAGCUUUUUUUCAGCUGGAACUCAGUUCUGACGCCUCCCAGGUAGGCACCACUGCUAUUAUUACAGAACAAGGCAGGCGUUCAUGGUGAGUUCCGGCACCUCUUUUUCUAGAAAAAUAGCAGUGGGCGUGUGUGUGUGUGUGUGUGUGUGUGUGUGUAUUUACCGUAUUUUUUGCUCUAUAGGACACACUUUUUUCCCUCCAAAAAUGAAGGGGAAAUGUGUGUGCGUCCUAUGGAGCGAAUGCAGGCUUUCACUGAAGCCUGGAGAGCAAGAGGGGUCGGUGCGCACCGAUCCCUCUUGCUCUCCGGGCUUCAAGAAGCUAUCCGCAAGCCUUCGGAGUGCGGCGGGAGUGCCUGCCGGGCUCCAAAGGCUUGCGGAUAGCAGCCUGCAGCCCGAAGCACGGGGAGUGCAGUGUUGCACACCCCGGGCUUUGGGCAGCUAUCCGCAAGCCUUCGGAGCCCGGCAGGAGUUCCCGCUGGGCUCAGAAGGCUUGCAGAUAGCAGCAAGCUCUGGGAGCGAAGCCUCUGCUCCCAGACUCGGGCUUCCCCCACCCCAGCCCCACGGCUAAAAACGAAGCCAAGACAGUGAGCGGGAUCCAUCCCGCUCACUGUCUUGGCUUCUUUGCUCUUUGGGGCUGGGGGGAGGAAUAAAAAAAACUAGGUGCGCCCUAUAGAGCGAAAAAUACGGUAUUUCACAAAAUCCGUAUACUGCUUAAUUGUAAGUAAAACAUCUGCUGGGUUCCCAAAGUAGUUGGUGCCGUCCCAUGCGGUAAGAGACAAUGGAGUGCGCCUCCAUUCUUUAUCAAACAGUUCCCCCUCCUCCCAAACCUUCAACCAAAAGAAGGCUCCCAGAACAGGCAAAAAGGGGGCAGGUAUCAGUUCAGUCCCGAACCCUCAGGCUUACAACCCGACGGACGCAGCACGAAAGGAGAACUGACGGGGAGGGAGGAGGAGAUGGAAGGCCCCUUGGCUCAGUGAGGGUGACGCAUGGACCUGUUGUGCAUUUCCAGUUCUUUCCCCGAGUCCUUGGAGACCGGUGGCAACUCCCCUUCUUCCUUGUCGGCACAGCCUUCACCCCACGCCAAGGCGGCCAGCGAGAGCGAGCUGAGCACCACCGCGACAGAGCUGCUCCAGGACUACAUGAUGACGGUAGGGGCAGGGAGGAAGGCUUUCCCCAGGGAAAUCUUGGUCCCCUUUGGGGGGGGUAGGGGUGGGACCAAGGGGCUAGUCACACACUUAGCUGGGGGGGGGGUCAUUGGAAUAUGCAAGUUCCUUUCUCUUCCUGUAGAACAGUGGUGGGAAUGCUGUGGCCUCUGGUUGGUGCCGGGACUACAACUCCCAUCAUCCUCCUGGGACGUAAACCUUCGCUGCGGAUCUUUCCUAACGUUACGUGGGAAAUCGAACAAAAGAAACUGCGUCUUCCGUUUCAACAGCCUUUUCUUCCUACGCUGAUUUAGCUUUUAUUCUUCCCACCCCUUUCUUUCCCAGCUACGAACAAAACUCUCCUCUCAUGAGAUCCAGCAGUUUGCCAUGCUUCUGCGCGAAUACCGUAACGGGGCGUCCAUACAUGAGUUCUGCGUCAGCCUGCGACAGCUCUAUGGGGAUAGCCGGAAGUUCCUUCUGCUAGGUGAGUGUCCCCACCUGACCCCCCCCCCCCCGAGAUUGAAUGAAUGGAAGUUGCUGGUGUCCAUAUAUCCCAUUUGUUGAGGGCAAGUUGAGGGGCAGGUGGGGCUUGUCAGCCUAGAAAGGGAUUCCAUCUAGGACAGGCAUAGGCAAACACGGCCCUCCAGAUGUUUUGGGACUACAACUCCCAUCAUCCCUAGCAGGACCAGGGGUCAGGGAUGAUGGGAAUUGUAGUCUCAAAACAUCUGGAGGGCUGAGUUUGGGGCUGCCUGAUCUAAGAGAAGAAAGACGCUGAUUCUAAACUUGGCUGGAUAUCUUUGAGAGAAGAAAAGGCUAUGGAGUAAACGCUACACAAAUCCCUAAGGCGGUUGGGUGGCGGCUAACAGAUUGAGGUUGAAUCCUGACAGGACAGAAGUACUGUUUUUGAGGGACAGGAGGCGGGCGGGUGUGGAGGACACCCUGGUCCUGAAUGCGGUCACUGUGCCCCUGAAGUACCAGGUGCGCAGCCUGGGAGUCAUUUUGGGCUCACAGCUGUCCAUGGACGCACAGGUCAAUUCUGUGUCCAGGGCAGCUCUUUAUCAGUUCCAUCUGGUAUGCAGGAUGAGACCCUACCUGCCCACGGACGGUCUCUCCAGAGUGGUGCAUGCUCUGGUUAUCUCCCACUUGGACUACUGCAAUGCACUCUACAUGGGGCUACCUUUGAAGGUGACCCGGAAACUGCAACUAAUCCAGAAAGCGGCAACUAGACUGGUGACCACAUAACACUGGUCUUGAAAGACCUACCCAGUACGUUUCCGAGCACAAUUCAAAGUGUUGGUGCUGACCUUGAAAGCCCUAAACGGCCUUGGUCCAGUAGACCUGAAGGAGCAUCUCCGCCCCCAUCUGCCCGGACACUGAGGUCCAGCGCCAAGGGCCUUCUGGCAGUUCCCUUACUGCAAGAAGCCAAGUUACAGGGAACCAGGCAGAGGGCCUUCUUGGUAGUGGCACCCACCCUGUGGAACUCCCUCCCACCAGACGUCAAAGAGAACAACAACUACCAGCCUUUAGAAGACAUCUGAAGGUGGCCCUGUUUAGGGAAGCUUUUAAUGUUUGAUGCAUUACGGCAUUUUAAUAUUUUGUUGGAAGCCACUGUACCGCCGUCUCUUCCUCUGGCACCGCCUCUCCUGAGAUGCCCCGCGGAGGACCUUAAGGUCCACAAAUGACAACAUUUUGGAGGUCCCAGGUCGCAAGGUGAUUAGAUUAGUCUCAACUGGGCCCAGGACCUUUUCAGUACUGGCCCCGACUUGGUGGAACGCUCUGUCCCAAGAGACUAGGGCCCUGUGGGACUUGACAUCUUUCCGCAGUGCCUGCAAGACAGAGCUGUUCCGCCUGGCCUUUGGUUUGGACUCAGUCUGUCCCUUAUGUUUCCCUCCCCUUAUGGUUUUGACUUUUAAAAUGAGGCUGCAUUUUAAAUUGCAUUUUAACCUGUAUUUUAAAUUGGGGUCCCCCCCCAUUAUGUUUUUACUGUAAUUUUACUGGUGUUAGCCGCCCUGAGCCCGGUUCUGGCCGGGGAGGGCGAGGUAUAAAUAAUUUUUAUUAUUAUUAUUAUUAUUCCUUGUUCCAUUCCCUUCUCCCCCCCCAAAAAGGCCUUAGACCAUUUAUCCCGGAGAAGGACAGCCAAUACUUUGAGAACUUCCUGGAGACGAUUGGCGUGAAGGACGGGCGAGGCAUCAUCACCGACAGCUUUGGGAGGUACCGGCGGACGGUCAGCACGACCUCCAACUCCACCACCAACGGCAACGGCGCCGCGGGGAGCUCGGACGACCAGUCCGCCCCCUCGGAGGGAGACGAGUGGGACCGCAUGAUCUCUGACAUCAGCAACGACAUCGAGGCUCUGGGCUGCAGUAUGGACCACGAUUCUUCCUGA